CCAAUUUGAUUUGGGACUCUGAGCAUAGAAACUCCGCCCCAUCUGAGGCCCACUGCAGAGGCAGGUUUUGAAGAAUCAGGGAAAACAAGGCACACAAACAAUAACCAAGAGAAGGAAGAGGUCAUGGGGUGAAGCUUGUGAAGGACACACACUUCCUGAAACCUGCCAGUGCUGGGAGCUACUGGGUGUUGGGAUCCAUAGCCCCAAACAGCUGGAAACGCACGGCACAGGUCACUUGGGGACAGCCAUGCUGGGCCAGGCAAGGGUCUGUGUGCACAAGGCUGGCCUCACCAUCCUGCAGUAUGCAGGCGGUCCUAGGAGGCUGCCCCCCCAGCAGUGAAGCUCCUAGAAGCUGCCCUGGUCUUGGGCAUGCACCUGAGGGCUGCCCUGCAUUGGUGGGGACUGGGAAGCAGCUGGGGUGCAUGGGAGGAAAGGGAAGUGCACUUGCCAAUGCCUGCUGCAUGCCAGGCCCUGCGCCCAGAGUGUAGAAGUAACCUGAGAGACAGAACAGGCGUCCACAGGAAAAUGAAAUCAGCCCCCAACCAGACUUCGUAUUAUAAGGUCCUGGGCAACCUGGGCUGCCCUCUGCACCAGCCACUGGGCCUCCACUUCCACAAUGGCUCCUGUGCUCCCAGCUCCCAGGCUCUGGUCUGCGCAGACCAGGCGUCAGGAGAGCUGGGCAGCGAUGAGCAGCCCCUCCAGGCGUCCCGUCUCUGACCCGGAUAUCAGGUGGCUGGGCUGGGGAGGAAGCAGGGGGGUCAGGCGGGGAGGGGGCCAGGACUGGCUCAUCGGAGGCGUCCUGAGGUUUCCCAGCCGGCUCUGGAGCAGCAGACAAUCUUGCAUUGUCCCCUGGCUGCAGCAUGGAGCAGGGGAGCCGCUGGGCUGAGCGCCCCACGCCUGUGAGGGUGGAGACCAAGCCCUGCCGUGGGCGCUGGAGAGCUCCCGGCCUGCUGCUGCUGCUGGCGCUGGCCACCACGGCUGCUGUGGCUGGAGGGCUCCUUGGUUUCAGCCACAGCCCUUCCCAGCCCCCGCUGCAGACGCUCCGCCUGAGCCUCCCGAGCCCGGGCAUGCCCUGGUCCAACCAAACCGAGCAGGUGGACGUGGCCCAGAACGUGGCAACCAUCCGGGUGACUCCAGCCCAGAGCAACCACAGCUGGGCAGUGCUAUUCGAUGGGCAGAGCGGCUGCGUCUGUUACCGGCCCUCAGAACACCGGGCCUGCUUCCUGCGCCUGAUGGAACCCCGAGACCGUGAGGCUCUGCAGCUGAUGGUGAACACCUCUCAGCUCCAGGCAACGCGAAGCCCCAGCCAGGACACCCACUACGCCCAGGAGCUGCUGGCAGUGCUUGGGAGCCAAGAGGUGGACCCUGCCCAGGUCGGGGCUCCUGUGCGGCACCUUUGUGCCAAGACCCCCAUUUACUGGGCCCGACGCGCAGAGGGGUCCCAGAGGCAGCGGCUGAUCUACCUAUGUAUCGACAUCUGCUUCCCGAACAACAUCUGUGUGUCGGUCUGCUUUUAUUACCUCCCAGACUGAGCCCCAGCCUGGCCACACAGGCCAGCCACCUGGCCGACCCUG
Cervus elaphus (red deer) is the source of this 1574-nucleotide messenger RNA. RefSeq names its product BRICHOS domain containing 5 (gene BRICD5). The transcript is spliced from 6 exons. Gene Ontology annotation, biological process: regulation of cell population proliferation. The coding region runs from base 861 to 1532 and encodes 223 amino acids. The record is from RefSeq and is a predicted model, not a curated record. NCBI's taxonomy places the organism in Eukaryota, Metazoa, Chordata, Mammalia, Artiodactyla, Cervidae.